UUGACUUUCAUAUCAUCAGAGCGAACUUUUUGUGCGAAAGGUCAAGAUCAUUCCGGGCCAUGUCUUGGUGACUCAGGAGGCGGUUUCUUCUUUAAAAUAGGGGGCAAAUGGUUUAUUCGUGGAAUUAUUUCAGCUACAGUUUUGGACGCUGAUGGAGGUUGCGAUGUAAGAACACCAGCGAUUUAUUCCAAUGUAUUUUUAUAUACUGACUGGAUCAUUGAAAAAACCGAAGUUUCUGUUACUUUAAUUGAAGAUGAAGUUGAAAUAAUUAAAAGGUCUGAUUGGUAUGCUUCACCGCCAGGACCUGACAUUCUUUAUUUGUCCCUUCCUUCCAAACGAAUAAUGAUUUCACAUACAGUAACAAAUUCUUGUGAUGAUCUAGAAACCUGCAAAAACAUCAUGGAAAAUCUUCAAAGAAAUCAUCAAAAGAAAGGAUUGAAUGACAUUUAUUGUAAUUUCUUUAUUGGUGGUGAUGGAUUGAUUUUUGAAGGACGUGGAUGGGAAAUUCGUGGUGAACACACAGUUCGUUCAUCAAAUGAAUCUCAUAACGAUGCAGUUUGUGUAGCUUUUAUCGGAAAUUAUCAGGAUCAAGUUCCAAAGAGCUUNAAUGUUCAUAACGAACAUCAUUUCUUUCCACGAGUUGAGCAACCAACAAAGGAACUUUUAUUUUUAUGCGAGUUAUGUGCAUCGACAUUUAAAACGGCACCAGAGCUUGUUGAACAUUUCAAUGCAAAGCAUAAUAAACAACCAAAACCUGGUGAAGUUCCUUCAACUUCUGAUCGUAUUCCCAGAAAAGCUGAUGAACAACGAAAAGGUGGCGUUCAUCAAACAUCUACAAAAUCUCGUCAAUAUCUUUGCGAAGUUUGUGGUAAAUCAUACACACAAUCUUCUCAUUUGUGGCAACAUUUAAGAUUCCAUCAAGGUGUGAAACCAUUUGAAUGUUCUUAUGAAGGUUGUAAUCGUCGAUUUACAAUCCGACCUGAUCUAAACGACCACAUCCGAAAAUGUCACACUGGUGAACGACCUUUUUUGUGCACCACUUGUGAUAAACGUUUUUUGACCGGAUCUGUUUAUUACCAACAUCGAUUGAUUCAUCGUAAUGAACGUCGUUAUGGAUGUGAAGAAUGUGGAAGACGAUUUUAUCGUGCAGAUGCUUUAAAAAAUCACAUGCUUAUUCAUACUGGUACGAAACCUUAUACUUGCGCUGAAUGUGGCAGAAUGUUUCGUCAACGUGGAGAUCGCGAUAAACACCUUAAAGCACGUCAUCCACAUGCUGGAGCUGCAAACUCACCAAAGAAAGAACGAAUCAAAUCAUUUGGUCGUGGAAGAACAAAAGACAACACGAAAGCAAUUAAAAUAAUGGAAGAAGAUGGAGGAUCCUAUGGAUUCAUGGAGGAUGUUGAAGAAGUUUUAUUGAGCAAUCUCACCAGUUCACAACUUCAAAUGUGCGAUGAAAAUUUAGACAUUCAGUUAUUGGAAAAUCUCAUUUUUGCUGAUCAUGAAAGAAGUUACAAUGCUUUAGAUGUUGAAACAUCGGAAACAGUGCUCAGAGCUUUUGAUGAAGAUCGUAACAUUAAAGAAGUUUCUGAUACUGAAGAAUUUGCUCAAGAAAUUAAAAGAAUGAAGUUGGAUAAUACAGGAAAGAACAAUGAGAAGAAUGAUCAAGUUGAAGUUUCAUUUAUGAAAGAUGUUGAAACUGUGCCUGAACGUAAUUUAAUCAUCAAUGAUUACCUGAAAUAUGUUCAAAUUAAAAAACUCUUUCAAUGUGAAUUCUGCGAGUCAAUUUUCAGUCACCCAAAAUCGAUGCUUCAUCACGUCUCUAGCCAUGCACCAUCGGAAAAUUUUCAAUGCAGAAAAUGUGAAUUAUAUAAUUUAUCAUUGAGAGGAAUAUUGUUACACCGACGGAAUGAAUGCGUUCUCAUCCGAGAUCAUUCCAAUCAACUGAAAGAUUUCGCUCGUGUUUGGAUGUGCAACGUUUGUGAUGAAGUGUUUCGUGGACUUGAACAGCUUUUUCUGCACCGUCAUAACGAACAUCAUUUCUUUCCACGAGUUGAGCAACCAACAAAGGAACUUUUAUUUUUAUGCGAGUUAUGUGCAUCGACAUUUAAAACGGCACCAGAGCUUGUUGAACAUUUCAAUGCAAAGCAUAAUAAACAACCAAAACCUGGUGAAGUUCCUUCAACUUCUGAUCGUAUUCCCAGAAAAGCUGAUGAACAACGAAAAGGUGGCGUUCAUCAAACAUCUACAAAAUCUCGUCAAUAUCUUUGCGAAGUUUGUGGUAAAUCAUACACACAAUCUUCUCAUUUGUGGCAACAUUUAAGAUUCCAUCAAGGUGUGAAACCAUUUGAAUGUUCUUAUGAAGGUUGUAAUCGUCGAUUUACAAUCCGACCUGAUCUAAACGACCACAUCCGAAAAUGUCACACUGGUGAACGACCUUUUUUGUGCACCACUUGUGAUAAACGUUUUUUGACCGGAUCUGUUUAUUACCAACAUCGAUUGAUUCAUCGUAAUGAACGUCGUUAUGGAUGUGAAGAAUGUGGAAGACGAUUUUAUCGUGCAGAUGCUUUAAAAAAUCACAUGCUUAUUCAUACUGGCACGAAACCUUAUACUUGCGCUGAAUGCGGCAGAAUGUUUCGUCAACGUGGAGAUCGCGAUAAACACCUUAAAGCACGUCAUCCACAUGCUGGAGCUGCAAACUCACCAAAGAAAGAACGAAUCAAAUCAUUUGGUCGUGGAAGAACAAAAGACAACACGAGUUUGUAUGAAGCGAAACCAGAUUUUUCUUUGUAG
Messenger RNA from Clunio marinus, 2790 nucleotides. Lineage: Eukaryota; Metazoa; Arthropoda; Insecta; Diptera; Chironomidae. The record is from the annotation of a GenBank genome assembly.